Messenger RNA from Wasmannia auropunctata (little fire ant), 1997 nucleotides. RefSeq names its product tektin-4 (gene Tektin-A). The transcript is spliced from 7 exons. Gene Ontology annotation, cellular component: microtubule cytoskeleton; nucleus. Gene Ontology annotation, biological process: cilium movement involved in cell motility; cilium assembly. Lineage: Eukaryota; Metazoa; Arthropoda; Insecta; Hymenoptera; Formicidae. The record is from RefSeq and is a predicted model, not a curated record. The coding region runs from base 452 to 1933 and encodes 493 amino acids.
AAAAUACCUUCAUGAGUUGCGUAAUUAUCUUUUAAUAAACAUUUAAUCGGAUGCAUUUUUGGUAUUCGAUUCGAAGUACGUAAACACUUCUACGUAGAGAUAUUUAUUUAAAUAUCACGGAAAAUUAUCGUGAACUUAGUCACUUGCAUAUAUUUUAUAUCAAAACUGAUCGAUUUUCUUUGACACAAACGGGCUUAGGUUAAUUUGAAAACAUCAUUCCUUCUUUAGAAGAAUGAGGCGUAUCCAGCUGUGCGUAUUAAAUCGAUAAAUCCGGUUCAUCAGGUGUGCUUGCGGGCGACAGCUUAAAUUCACAAAAAUUCAUGCAUUUUGUUGCACGUAAAUGUACAAUUCAACUGUAUUCUAUCUGUUUAGAAUAUCUAUAUUAAAAUAUAAGUUAUAAAACACUACGUAUACAUACAUUACACUUCGCUUUUUUUAAUUAUCCUACGAAAUGUCGGAUAUUUCGAACAAACAUGGUUGUACUGCUGAUAGUCCACAGCACGUUUUACAUCAACAAAUUGAAAAGGCACAGCCAUGUCUUGCGACGAAGCUCGAAUGCGAUCGCGGAGACACCGCCGAGAAACCGCCGCUUUAUUUACCUCAGUCCGAGGAUGAAUAUCCGUCAAAACCCGAAAACACAAUGGGACCUCUUGGUCCAUGGGCUACGGGCAAGGUAACCUGUUCUCGCGAGGGUGGAAUAACGGGUUUGAGACCAGUCGCAGAUCGAUACUCCAUCACACGCUACGGACCAAGCGAAUGGCGCGCGCACAAUUUGAGUAUCUUUCAGCAAUCGAAUGAGAGAAUCUGUGAGGCCCAGCUCACGGCUGGGGGUGCGAAGCAAUGCGUGGAGCAAGUGUACGCGGCAGCCGACAAGGCGCAAUCGGAAACGACGGAACAUUUAAAAACACGGGCUAAGGUGGUGUACGGUUGGAAGGCGAACUUAGAACACGCGAUCGCGGCUAUCGCGGAAGAGAUGGAAUUGUUGGAGGCCGAGCGUCGCCGUGUACAGCGAUCUUUAUCGAUACUGACUAUCCCUCUGUCGAUCGCGAGCGAAUUUUUGCAAUUACGCACCUCUCGUUUGGACUGUGAUCUCGUUCGCGAUCCUGUCGAGGAGCAACUCACGAAGGAAAUAGCGCUCUGUACUGAGAUACGGGAUCUACUGAGCAGAAUCCGCGAGCAGAUCGAGAUGCAGAUGGUCGAAUUGAGAUCCGCGAAAAUACGGACGGAGAACGAUUGGUCUGACAAAAUUCAUACUUACAAUCUAGACUCCGUGUGUGUGAAUUUGACUAACGAUUCUCCGCUUCUAUUGUGGAAAGCUGGGGCUACGAGAUUUCCAGCCGAUCAAUCAACUCCCACGAGUUACGAACACUUCACGCGAGAGGUAUUAGCCGAUGGCGAGACUACUAGACAAAGAUCAAUAAAGCUAAGAUCCACCUUGAACGACAUAUAUGCUAAAUCCAUUAAAGAUCUGCACGAUCAAGCGACUCGUGUUGACAUUGCACUUGCAAAAAAUGCGGAACUGACACAAGAUUGCCUUCAGCAACUAGAACAGGAAUUACUUCGCUGCUUGCAUGAACUGGCAGACAUAGAAAAGCUGAUCGAGACACUUAAGUGCUCAACGAAGGGAUUAAACAACGGCAUGAAAUUAGCGCAAACAAGAUUAGAUAAUAGAUUAAAUCGGCGCAAUGUUGAAAGUUGUCGAGAUGCACCUCAAUUUGCCCUUAUUGAAGAAGUGAAAUCACUUGGCAAACAGACCUCUGCCGUAUUAGCAGAAUUAAAACGCGCUGAGGAAUCUCAGGCGGAAUUGGUCAAGGCAAGAGGCACCCUUGAACAUGAAAUAAUGGUAAAACGGAAGACGUUGUAUAUAGACAAGGAACGAGGUCAACUACUGCGUUCGUUCUACCCUUCUGCUACAGAAUCGUCUGGAUUUUAAUAAAUUAAAUAUAUGCACGACGUGUAAUCAGAAAAUUAAAACUGACUCUAUCAAUCAAUUAAUA